UGAAAAACACGCUGCCACUUUUGAUUAUUUUUUCGCUGCAGAUGCAUUACUUCGUGAUGGUGACAAACGCCCCAUAUUGAAAACGCAUCACAUCGCCGUUCUUAUGGGGUUGACUAUUUAG
This is a messenger RNA of Ambispora leptoticha, 121 nucleotides long. NCBI's taxonomy places the organism in Eukaryota, Fungi, Glomeromycota, Glomeromycetes, Archaeosporales, Ambisporaceae. The record is from the annotation of a GenBank genome assembly.